Messenger RNA from Thyridium curvatum, 918 nucleotides. RefSeq lists its product as uncharacterized. Gene Ontology annotation, molecular function: heat shock protein binding. Gene Ontology annotation, cellular component: nucleus; cytoplasm. Bases 1 to 918 code for a protein of 305 amino acids. The transcript is spliced from 2 exons. The record is from RefSeq and is a predicted model, not a curated record. NCBI's taxonomy places the organism in Eukaryota, Fungi, Ascomycota, Sordariomycetes, Thyridiales, Thyridiaceae.
AUGGCGUCUUUUGAGGACGUUUCAGACAGCGAGACUCCUGUCAUAGACCCGUACGAGGUCCUUGGCCUUGAACGUUCGGCUACCGCCGAUGAGGUCAAAUCCGCCUACCGGAAGGCGGCUCUGAAAAACCACCCAGACAAGGUCGGCGAGGACAAGAAGGCCGAGGCGAACGAGAAAUUCCAGGGUAUUGCCUUCGCCUACGCCAUCCUCUCCGAUGCGAAACGUCGCAAGCGCUACGACACGACCGGAUCCACGUCGGAGUCCAUCGUCGACUCAGAGGGUUUCAGCUGGUCGGACUUCUACAGAGAGCAGUUUGAGGAUGCAGUCUCUGCCGAUGCGAUCGAGAAAUUUGCCAACAAAUACAAGGGGUCCGACGAGGAGAAGGAUGAUAUUCUCGUUGCCUACGAAGAGUCAGAGGGCGAUAUGGACAAGAUCUACGAAACAGUCAUGCUCAGUAACGUGCUCGAGGAUGAUGAUCGCUUCCGCCGGAUCAUCGACGAGGCUAUCGAGAGUGGCGACGUGCCCGCCUUCGACGCCUAUGUGAAAGAGAGCAAGAAGUCGAAACAAGCCAGGAUAAAGGCGGCGAGGAACGAGGGACAGGAGGCUGAGGAGUACGCCAAGGAGCUCGGAGUGCACGACAAGCUCUUCGGCAAGAAGGACGGCAAGGCAAAAGGCAAGGGAAAGAAGGACAAUUCCGAGGACGCUCUCGCAGCGCUCAUCAAGCGGCGGCAGGAGGACAGGGGAGCCAGCUUUCUUGACAGUUUGGCUGAGAAGUACGGAGCCAAGCCGAAGAAGAGUAAGAAGAGAACUGCUGGCGACGAUGACGACGAGCCAUCAGAGGAGGCAUUCCAGGCAGCAGCAGCGAGGCUCAAUAGCAGGAAAGGCACAGAGGCCAAAUCCAAGAGAUCGAAGCGGUGA